Messenger RNA from Otolemur garnettii (small-eared galago), 990 nucleotides. Its product is annotated as olfactory receptor 8G5-like. Gene Ontology annotation, molecular function: odorant binding; G protein-coupled receptor activity; olfactory receptor activity. Gene Ontology annotation, cellular component: membrane. The transcript is spliced from 2 exons. Lineage: Eukaryota; Metazoa; Chordata; Mammalia; Primates; Galagidae. Gene Ontology annotation, biological process: G protein-coupled receptor signaling pathway; sensory perception of smell. The record is from RefSeq and is a predicted model, not a curated record. Bases 55 to 990 code for a protein of 311 amino acids.
AUACAAUUAUCAACAUUGUUUUUUCUCUCCCCUGCAGAAACUGACCAGGGGAAAAUGGCAGCUGUAAAUCACUCCUCAGUGGCUGAGUUCAUCCUGGCGGGGCUCACAGAGAAGCCGGAACUCCAGCUGCCCCUCUUCCUCCUCUUCCUGGCAAUCUACAUGGUCACAGUGGUGGGGAACCUGGGCAUGAUCACUCUGAUUGGGCUCCGUUCUCACCUGCACACCCCCAUGUAUUAUUUCCUCAGCAGUCUGUCCUUCAUCGAUCUCUGUCAUUCCACUGUCAUUACCCCCAAAAUGCUGCUGAACUUUGUGACAGAGAAGAACAUCAUCUCCUACCCUGCAUGCAUGACCCAGCUCUUUUUUUUCCUCGUUUUUGCUAUUGCCGAGUGUUACAUGUUGGCAGCAAUGGCGUGUGACCGCUAUGUGGCCAUCAGUAGCCCCUUGCUUUACAAUGUCAUUAUGUCUCAUCGUGUCUGCUUCUCUCUGAUUUUAGGGGUAUAUAUUAUAGGCCUGGUUUGUGCAACAGCUCAUACUGGCUGCAUGUUUAGGGUGCAGUUCUGCAAAUUUGAUGUGAUCAAUCAUUAUUUCUGUGAUCUUAUUUCCAUCUUGAAGCUCUCCUGUUCUAGCACUUAUGUCAGUGAAUUACUGAUUCUGAUCUUUAGUGGAAUUAAUAUUCUUGUCCCCAGCCUGACCAUCCUGGCCUCCUACAUCUUCAUCAUUGCCAGCAUUCUCCGCAUCCGUUCCCGUGAGGGCAGGUCCAAAGCCUUCAGCACCUGCAGCUCCCACGUCUCGGCUGUUGCUGUCUUCUUUGGAUCUGCAGCAUUCAUGUACCUGCAGCCAUCAGCAGUCAGCUCCACGGACCAAGGCAAAAUCUCUUCUGUGUUUUAUACCAUUUUCGUGCCCAUGUUGAACCCACUAAUUUAUAGCCUUCGGAAUAAAGAUGUCAACGUUGCUUUGAAGAAAAUGCUAAGGAGAAGAAUACCUCUAUGA